Messenger RNA from Penicillium alfredii, 2757 nucleotides. RefSeq names its product WD repeat protein. The record is from RefSeq and is a predicted model, not a curated record. Gene Ontology annotation, molecular function: protein binding. Lineage: Eukaryota; Fungi; Ascomycota; Eurotiomycetes; Eurotiales; Aspergillaceae. Gene Ontology annotation, cellular component: TORC1 complex; TORC2 complex. The transcript has a single exon. Gene Ontology annotation, biological process: regulation of actin cytoskeleton organization; TOR signaling. The coding region runs from base 1 to 2757 and encodes 918 amino acids.
AUGUUCCCUGGUGGUCGAGACAGCCCUCAUGUCAUUCAUGAGGCCGAUCGCCUACUAGAUCAAUUCAGCCGGGGUCCCUCUCGACCUCCCAAAAGGAGUCUGACCCCAGUGACUCAUGGGCACACGACAUUUCAUCUUGGAGAAGCCAAUGAUAAAUGGCAGACCCCACGGUCUGAGGCCCACAAUAUUGCUGCAAUACCUAUAAGGAGAUCCCCAUCAACACACACCUAUGCCAAUACGGCUCCACAAGACCGUGUCACCACUGCCUCUCGCAGCUUACCUAGGCAAUCACCCACUCGACCGUCCACUGGUGACCAGGCAAUUGCACAAAGCCUUAGGAAGAAUGCUACAGUCACAAAUGCUAGCAAGAAUAAGGCGAAGAAGAUCCAGCCCACAAAGGCUGCAACAGAGUACUGGAGCCAAGUAUCACCUUCAUCAUCGCCAUCCGAAUAUGAAUCGUCGUCUUCGGCUUCACAAUCAGGUCACCCAACACGCCGAUCUAGUCGCUCCACGACUAAACCUACGAAUUAUUAUGCACCAAUCAGGCUAGGUUCAGACGAAGAAAGUGUGCUAGGAUCUCGUGUCUCUAAAGAGAGGAGAGCACCGUACAACUCGGAUCCACCUACGAUCCCUCCAACUCGGCCCCGGCCUCAACAGACUCUACCUCCCAUUCUGCCUCGAAGAUCUAAUGUUCAAAAGCUCCUGUUUGGCCGUGAACUUGGCCAGUGGGAUUGUCAGCGUCGGAUCAAUGCAGAAGCCACAUCUGAUUUCAAGCCAUGGAAGUCUUGGAAAGGUGCAUCGAAUGAUGUGAAUGCCUUGGCCUGGUCUCCAGAUGGCACUCAAUUUGCAGCGGGUGCAACCGCCCAGACUGACGAAUACAAUCGUGGGAAUAAUCUGAUCCUCGGUGAUCUCCAAGCGAGUUCUUUGAAGGAGUUGCCAAAUCAUUGGAUACCUCGACCAGAGUCAUCCAAUGUUAAUGACCAACGUCUCUUUAUGACUGUGUCAGCCAUGCAGUGGUCUGGCCAGCGAUUGUAUACCGCCAGUUAUGACCAUACUGUCAAAAUCUGGGAUGUUGCAACACACAAAAAUGCCUCGUGUCUCCAAACCCUUCGACAUGAUUCCAAGGUUGUGGUCAUGGCCCCAUCAAGCGAUGAUCCCAAUAUUCUCGCAACGGGAACCCGUUCAUUUGGAAUUUGGGAUACCCGGGACUUGCAGAACCCUGGCUUUACGUCUCUGCCAAUUUAUCACGAUCCUCGCCAAAAAUCCGACAUAGAUUAUGAAGCGACCAUCCUCUCGUGGGGACACACUUCUGCGACCAAACACUUUUUGGUUGGGGGCAUGGAGGAACGAAACUCGGGUGCAUCUGGUGUGUCUUUCAAGGGGCACCUGGGGCUAUGGCAGGCCCGUGAGUCUUCAUUUGAGGCUGUUAAACUCACCCCAAACACCCAUAACGUCUUCGAUGUCAAGUGGCAUCCCUUGUUGCCUAUAUUUGCGGCUGCGGGUCCUGUGUCGCCACAUGAUAUUACUCAGAAGGGGCUUCCUAGGGGCACUAAAUCAAUCGUCCGUGUAUACGAUCCGGGUAAAUGUCGGCCUACCACAGAGCUUGUCUCUCAGGCCUUGGAUGUCAACGAGGUGACGUUUUGUCCCUUGAAUCCCAAUUACGUUACCGCCAGUUGUACCAACGGCGUGACCUAUGUCUGGGAUCAACGCAAUCAAAACGAGGUUCUCCACGCACUCCAACACGGGGAACCUCUCAACCCGAUCAAUGAGGGGGCUUCGCGAGAAGAAGAGGAUGUGGGGGUCAGGGUUGCUUUGUGGGGCUCCACUAUGGAUCAGCUCUACACGGGCUCCUCGGACGGCGCUCUCAACAGAUGGGAUAUCCGUCGGGCUCCCGAUGAUGUCUUGGUGGAGCAUACCGCCAGCUUUGAGGAUGGAAUCAUGUGCGGGGCCUUCUCCGAGGACCAGUCUCACCUCCUUGUUGGGGACUCUGGAGGAGGUAUUCAUGUGUUAGCUACUGGUCCUUCCUCGGACCCUGAUGCCUCCAACUUCGCCUUCGAACGUGCUCCUGAGCCAUCGCCUCUCCAGAAAACCACGGAAAGUGGGGUCUCGAUUGCGAACCAGUUCCUCGCUUCUCGCCAGCUUGUGAGGCACGAAAUCUACGGAGUGGGACAAGGGCCUUCUUAUGAAGGUCCUUUUGCAUCGUGGGCCCGUGAUGUUCCGCCAGACUCUUCACUAGAACACAUGAAACAGACUCCGCUACGGCAGGAAUUUCAAAUCCGCCAACUCCAUGGGCAGCCUGUGGAGAACCGUGGUCUCGAUGAUGAUUCUCAGAGGGACAUUAUGAAACACAUUCGCCUCGCCCAAAUUCGCAAUGUCCGGUUGAACCGAGGUGAUGGACCAUCACUUGACAAAAGGAAGCGUGAAAGCUCUGUUAUCGAGCUGAGCAGUGGUGACGAUGAAGCGUCCAAGAAAUCACGGAAGAAGAAACAGCUUCUACCUUCGGAGCCGUUGAUCACCGACACCGGCCAUGUUGAUCUGACCCAGGACAGCUCGUCUGAUCGAGACUCCACGAGGGGGUCUAUUUUCAUUAACCCGAAGAACGGGCGGCCAAAGACGUCCCACCGCAAAAGUCGAUCUGCCGUGCGCGAAAUGAGACGGCAGAAAGAACUCGAGAUGAUACAAGAAAAGCUCGAGGAGGACUACUGGUGGCCAGCCAGCGGUGACAUUGAUCCAAAUUUCCAAGACGAGACGGUGUGA